UUGUGUUGUUUAUGAUUUUGAUGAACUAAAACACUUAAAGGGAUAGAAUAAAGUACAGCUGUACAGCUUUUUAGGAUAAAUUUGUUCAUUUGCAAACAUGUCAUUUGUUCUUAUUUAGAUGACGGGAUGAAAAGAUCGCGACAGUUUACUUUAAAUGUUGUUCUUGCACCGUACACGUUCACAUUAAAGCGAGCACUAUUAAAUGCACAAUGUCCGAGCCCACGACCCCAGGAAAGAAGGGCAACUUGACCGGAAGUGCCAGAAAAUUAAAGGACAACGCCGCAGAUUGGCAUAAUCUCAUCCUGAAAUGGGAGCGAUUAAAUGAAGAGGGAUCCACGACCGCGACUAAAAUCGUUAAUCUGGGAUUAAGCAAAAAAUCAGAUACUGAGCCUGAUGUUGUGAUGGAAGGAAGCAGUUUGGCAGCUGGAGACUUUUCAGACAAUCUGAAACGGAGCAACCAAGAGCUGGAGGAAGAAUGUGUGAAGUUACGGGAGGUUGUGGAUAAAAUGGCAAACAUACUGUCAAAGAUGGAGAAGAUGGUCCAUGCCGAGAGUGGAAUCUGUGAACUGGAAGCGUUUCAGUACGGAGAGAAAGGAAGAGCAGCACCACUCUUUCACACAUGGUCCACUCAACAGUUUGACUCAAUUUAUCAGAUUUCCCAUAUUGCUCACGAUUGCACAGAGUGAAAGAACUUAUGGACAGAAACGGCGUGAGCAUUGAGGAGGUCAUAUCUGAACUGGGGAAUGGCAUCGCUGCCUUACAGUCUGAUGAUUUAGCGAGACGUAUGUAUGAUCUUUCCUGCCUUGAAGAGGACAGGGGGACAUCGAGCUAUGAGAACAAUCAACCGCACACACACGCCAGUCAUCAGCACACUGCAAACACUGACUGACCCACUACAUGGCCAUAUGCAACAUGCAGCCACACAUGAGUCAAACUUUACCCGGCACACAGUGUCAAAUGCACUCGCUAAUAUACCAUCAUCUGUGUUUAUAAAAAUGUGAAACUUCUUGUGCAAAAUGUUUACAAUAAAAAGAACGAAACAAUACCAUUUUAUUGGUAACGA
Puntigrus tetrazona (Sumatra barb) is the source of this 1063-nucleotide messenger RNA. Its product is annotated as cyclin-dependent kinase 2-interacting protein-like. The record is from RefSeq and is a predicted model, not a curated record. NCBI's taxonomy places the organism in Eukaryota, Metazoa, Chordata, Actinopteri, Cypriniformes, Cyprinidae. The transcript has 5 exons. The coding region runs from base 210 to 686 and encodes 158 amino acids.